AUGACCAGGGGAGAACCGGCUUCAGGCUCGUCGCUCAGACGCCGCACCGCGGUGACGAGUCGCUACCCGUGGUCGACGCGGCAGUGCCUCGUGUGCGUGCUGGCCGUCGCCGCUCUCAACGUGCUCCUUUUCCACCUUCACGGAGACAGUAUCGAGCAAGCUUCUAGAGGGUUCCGUGCGCUUAUACUGGAGAGCAGUGGGCGAAGAGGGUCGACAGCAGGGGGGGACGAUGAUGCAGACUGGGAGGGGGAGGCAGCCUGGAGUGCAGCGGAGGGGGGAGGGGGGGUUGGAGAGGGGGGUGGAGAGGCAGAGCCGACAACAGACAUCAACAUGAAACGGGUUUACGAUGGGAUCAAGUUUGCCAAUGAGAAGGGGGGGAAGUGGACUCAGGGGUGGAAGCUGCAAUACAAGGGGGACGAGUGGGACGACGAGCCGCUGAGGGUGUUUGUGGUGCCACACUCCCACAACGACCCCGGCUGGCUGCUCACAGUCGAGCAAUACUAUGCGCGGAGCUCCCAGCACAUCCUGCACACCAUUCUGCACUCUCUUUCCGAGGCCACUCCCUUCUCAAAUAUCCCUGGUCAUUCGUCUCUACUCUCUCUCCCAGGUCUCUACUCUCUCUCCCAGGCCACUACUCGCUCGUCCAGGCCACUAAUGUCUAAUUCCUUCCUCGUGCUGGUAGCAGCGCAGCAUCGCACUCUCGCACUUCCACCACCCUCACUGGCUGCUCACAGUCGAGCAGUACCACGCCUGGAGUUUUUGAGAAUUCUCAAGAGUUACCCUCUGGCUCUCACGCUCAUACCUGCCUAUCAAACUCGCUCCUCACACGCCAGUUUAGCUCGUGAAAUCCUAAUAAGUUUGAUAGUUCUGGAUUGCAACCUCCAUGCCCCAUGCCCCACCGCCCCCCCCUUCCUCCAGUCCCCCUCUCGUCGUUUUAUCUGGGAGGAGAUGUCGUAUCUGAGCCGCUGGUGGGUGGACGCCACACAGGAGGAGAGGGAGGGGAUGAGGGCGCUGGUGCAGUCUGGGCAGCUGGAGAUAGUGGGGGGCGGGUGGGUCAUGAACGACGAGCUGGAGAUUGUGGUGGGCGUGUGGGUCAUGAACGAUGAGUCAGGGCAGCUGGACAUAGUGGGGGGAGGGUGGGUCAUGAACGACGAGGCCAAUUCUCACUACUACGCCAUUAUAGAACAGCUCACAGAGGGCAACACAUGGCUGUACGACACGCUCGGAGUGACUCCCACCAACAGCUGGGCCAUCGACCCCUUUGGCCACUCCGCCACCAUGCCGUACCUCUUGAAGAGAUCCGGGUUCGCCAACAUGCUCAUUCAGCGCACGCACUACGAGGUGAAAAAGGCCCUGGCGAGGCAGAAGCACCUCGAGUUCUUCUGGCGCCAGGCAUGGGACCAGACAGGGGGAACAAUGGGCCAGUCGGAGAGGACAGUGGGCCAGUCGGGGGAUACAUUCAACAGUACAAUGGGAGAUGAGCUGUUGCAAGGACAGGGGAGGUCAGAAGGGCAGCAGAGAGGAGGUGUGCAACGGCAGCCAGGGGCAGAAGCAGAGGCGGCAGCAGCGACAGCAGCAGCAGGGGGGGAGGAGGAGGGCAGCACGGAUAUUCUGUGCCACAUGAUGCCUUUUUUCUCGUAUGACAUACCGCACACCUGUGGGCCCAACCCGGGUGUGUGCUGCCAGGUGCGUUACACAUACAUAAGUGCUGCCAGGUGCGUUACACAUACAUAA
This is a messenger RNA of Closterium sp. Naga37s-1, 1734 nucleotides long. NCBI's taxonomy places the organism in Eukaryota, Viridiplantae, Streptophyta, Zygnematophyceae, Desmidiales, Closteriaceae. The record is from the annotation of a GenBank genome assembly.